GUGCUAAAUGGCCAUGAAUUCAUUCAGGUGUGCAGAAUUGACGUGUGGACAUCUCCAAGGUGUCACUCGGAACUUAAGUGUCAAACUUGCUCAAGGCUUAACAGUUCCUUAAACUUACUCUGGAUAACUUACAUCGGCAUUAAAAAGCUGUCUGGAUAACCUCCACUGGGAUAAACCUCAAUAGACACAGGUCAGCGUGAUGGAGCAGGACAGACCAGAGGAGAAGACCUCAAAACAAGUGGAAGAGAUGACAGAGGAGAGCUUCCUAAAAGAUCUCUACCUCUUUAUGAAACAAAGAGACACUCCAAUCGAGAGAAUACCUCACCUGGGCUUCAAGCAAAUUGAUAUGUUCCUAAUGUACAAGACAGUCAAAGAGCUGGGAGGCUAUCAACAGGUUACUGCGCAGCAAUUGUGGAAGAAGGUUUACAAUAUACUUGGAGGAAAUCCACGCAGCACCAGCGCAGCCACAUGCACUCGCAGACAUUAUGAGAAGCUUCUCCUUCCUUAUGAGUGUCAUCAAGCUGGAUACGGGGACAAAAUCAUCUUCAGGACCCCACGGACACAAAAACGCUUUCACCCCGGCACUUAUGGUGAAUUUGAACACGAAUACCCCAGGAAUGGGAAGCGGAUGGAUUUUCGACACAUUCCGGCAUUUCCCCCGACCUCUCCCAACAUGUUUGUGGACCCUCAGAGACCGAUGUUCAGCUUGCCAUUGAACAUCGCUUCAUACUUUCCACGCGGCAACACAUCGCUACCAAAUUACAUCACUUACCAUGAGCCCAACCUGAGCAUCAACUUACAAGAACCCCAACCUCCCCGAACCCCUGCCCCAUAUUUUGCCGAACCCUCAGAAGAGGUCCAGAGCUGCAAACACUCACUAGACAUGCUACGUUUCCUGGCCAAUAAGUACAAGUCAUCAGCUGGUCUGGAAGAGCCUUUGAACCUCAGUUGUAAAGACAACGUAGUCGAAGCUUCGAAUGACACUCCAUCAUCAUUCGGCCCACCUUCUUCUAAAAAACCCAAGUUUCUCAACGAAGCUUCACCACUUUACUCUCCAAGCGGUUUGACCCCACAGCAAAGUGCGGAUGAAUCCGAAACCACGGAGGCAACUUCCAGACCCGAACCGACCCCAGCGCCGGCGGACGUGAUUGAUCUUACCUCCAGUGCCCAUCCAGUGCCACGCAGACCUAGCCCACCUUCAGUUCACCUGUUCAACCGCAGACCGAACUACCCUGAAGCAUUAGCCAUGAAGCGAGAGCAAAACCAACAUCGUGACUGGCAGAAGGAAGAAGUUUCUACUCCACACGCUCUCCCAAACAGAAUGAAUCCCCUUGGACAUCAAGUCCCGGAUUCAAAUGGCAAUAUGGAGAUCCAGAUUCCUCUAUUUCUUCUACAGGAAUUAAUCAAGAGAGGAUUGGUCUCAAGCCCAGCCUUAUCUGGACCCAAACCGACAUCUCAAGAUCCACCAAAAGCUCACACACCACCCGAGCCCAAGUUGCAUGUGAGAUCACAGUUGGAAACAUCUGAGAGCUCCAGCAAGAGUAAAGAACCAGAAGAUCUGAGCUUAAGGAGCCCUUUGAGAAAGUUCAAGGAUGCAAGCCAGCAAGACAAGCACAGAUCAUUUGGCAACCCAGAAGAAUUAAAGUCACAGAGCAUCUUCAGUCCUUUUCAACUAAACAACCUGCAAACAAGCAGGUUCUCCUUUGACAGGGAUACAAUCUCAAGGCAUUAUCACCCUAAACCACAAGCUCCUAUAAUGAAGAACCAAGACCAAAUGACCCCCAUAUCUCCGAAAUACAGCGAAGACACUCCACUCUCCUUGACCAUGAAGUCUGGAAUAAAAUCGGAGAAAGUGGUGACAUCACCCAUGACGGCGAAGGACUCUUCCUCCCCACCUCUUCUACAGGUAACAACAGACCACCUGAAACUCCUUCUGGCAAACCUUCCCUAUAGACUGGAAAGGGGGCAGACAUUUUAAGACUGUUGUACCAUUAUUAACCAGCUCGAUGUCUUGAUCUUGCCAAAUCAGCCAAUUGUGUUGCAUCACACAAUGUUUGCGAAGAUGAACUGAGAAAUGUUGAGGAUCGAAAAGCUUUCGGCUGUAUUUUUACUCAUUUCUGACAACUGUAGCAUUAAAGCACUAGCUCUCAACUUACAGUCAAGUCACUAAAUUGGAUGUGGCAGACUGAAUUUGAGUGAUAUAAACUUAUUUUAAAUUAAUAUGAGUAUGACAAAAGUUGUCAAAGAAUUGUUUGUUUGCUUUCUUUAGCAGCAUUUACUGUACAUAUUGUUUUUAAUGCUUUGUAUUGUUGAGUAUAUAUACAUUUACAAUGUAAAACGACUAAUCGUAGAAGUUUUAAGCAAACCAAAAAGUCGUACCUCUGUGUUUUGAGUAAAUUUAUGUACAUUUAUAUGAAGAAGUCUGCAUUGUUUGGUAGCAAAGCACAUAUCUUUGUGUAGUAUUUUUUUUAUGUAUAAAGUGUAAAUUUUAUAUUUUGUUUUUAUAUUUCAUAACACUUAUUUCUUGAAUGACAAACAUGUUUGUAUAUUUUUC
Misgurnus anguillicaudatus (oriental weatherfish) is the source of this 2554-nucleotide messenger RNA. It is a transcript of the gene arid6, whose product is annotated as AT-rich interaction domain 6. The record is from RefSeq and is a predicted model, not a curated record. Gene Ontology annotation, biological process: regulation of transcription by RNA polymerase II. Gene Ontology annotation, cellular component: nucleus. Gene Ontology annotation, molecular function: transcription cis-regulatory region binding. NCBI's taxonomy places the organism in Eukaryota, Metazoa, Chordata, Actinopteri, Cypriniformes, Cobitidae.